UCUGUACAACACUAUAAAUCUAUCACAAUAUUUUCUUAACUAACAUUGAUCUCUUAUCCCACACUCAAUCACCAUUGCCUUGAAAACCAUAGAAUUAUACACUCAAAAUAAAUAUCUGCAGCAGCAGUUUAUGAUAGUGAACAAGUGAAACAUGAAGUUUGGAAAAGAAUUGAAGUCACAAAUGGUGCCAGAAUGGGCAGAAGCUUACAUGGAUUAUGAGUUUCUCAAGACCCUUUUGAAAGAUAUAAGCCAUUUUCAAGAAAGAAACAGACCAGCUGCAUCAUUAGGCACUGAUAAUCCACAUGGUUUAACAAGAAAGCUCACUCUUUACAGGGCUUUUAGUGGCUUAACUCAAAGGACUUUGUCUCCCAGAAGUCCAAGAAAUCAUGACAUUGAGAGCCAGCCCAUUUUGGUGAACUCUGUGAAGAGAUCAAAUGGUGAAGAAGGGUAUGAAACUAGGUUCUUGAUGGUGGCUGAAGCAGGGGGGGAGUAUGAGCUUGUGUACUUUAAAAGGCUUGAUGAUGAGUUUAAUAAAGUUGUUAAAUUUUAUAAGAGUAAAGUUGAUGAGGUGAUGAAGGAGGCUGAUGUGUUGAACAAGCAGAUGGAUGCUUUGAUUGCUUUUCGAAUUAAAGUUGAUAAGCCUAAACAUGAUUUUUUCGAAAGCCGUGUUGAGAUGAGCAGACUUGCUUCUGCAGUUGAAGCUUCCUCUGAAGCAACUGUGUUAACUGCCUCAGCUUCUACUGCCAUGAGGGCAAGCAGAAAAGUUGCUCACAUGGAUGUAAUAGAUGAGGACAAAUCAAAUAGUGGAGUAAAAUCAGAUGAUAUAUCAAGUGAUGAUAAAGAUUCCGAAGGAAGCAGAAGGCCUAGAGGAAUUAGUACUGUUAGGCCACCUCCGCUGGAGAUCCUUGAGCGUGUUACAAUUAAUAAACCUAUUGAGACGCCUCGCUCAACCAUCAAAGGUGUGCUUAAUGUCCCUGUUCAGACGGACUUGAAAUUCACCAAGGAGAAUCUGAAUAAGGUUGAAGAACAACUUAAAAGGGCUUUUACUGAAUUUUACCAUAGGCUGCGACUUCUAAAGAGUUAUAACUUUAUGAACCUGCUGGCAUUUUCAAAGAUCAUGAAGAAAUACGAUAAGAUUACCUCAAGAAACGCUUCCAAGUCCUACUUGAAAAUGGUUGACAACUCCUAUCUAGGCAGCUCGGAUGAGGUUACGAAGCUUAUGGAAAGGGUUGAAGUUGCAUUUGUUAAGCAUUUUGCCAACUCUAAUCGGAAGAAAGGCCUGAGCACUCUAAGACCAACAGCCAAGAGACAAAGACACAGAAUAACCGCCUCUUUAGGUUUCUUUGCUGGGUGCACAGUAUCUCUCAUUGUAGCCCUCAUUUUAAUCAUCCGUGCACGUAAAAUUUUAGACAAGAGUGGCAGACACCAAUACAUGAAUACUAUGUUUCCCUUGUAUAGCCUGUUUGCGUUUAUUGUCUUGCAUAUGGUCAUGUAUGCGGGAAACAUAUACUUCUGGAGGCGAUAUCGAGUGAAUUAUCCAUUUAUAUUUGGAUUUAAUCAAAGAACUGCACUAGGAUAUCGAGAAGUUCUAUUGCUUGCUUCUGGUCUUGCAGUUCUGGGAACAAGUUGUGUGCUAGCGAAUCUUGAUAUGGAAAUGGAUCCCAAAACAGGCGACUACAAGGCAGUCACUGAGCUUCUGCCUCUUGGAUUAGUAAUUCUUGUAUUAGUCAUAGUGAUCCUCCCAUUCAACAUCAUAUAUCGGUCAAGUCGGUACUUCUUGCUGACUUGCAUCUUUCACUGUAUAUGUGCUCCUCUGUACAAGGUUGUACUCUCAGACUUUUUCUUGGCUGAUCAAUUUACAAGCCAGGUUCAAGCUUUUAGAAGUCUUGAAUUCUACAUAUGUUACUACAGUUCAGGUGACUACAAACGCAGAGAAAAUGAUUGCAAUAAAAGUGACGUUUUCAAUACUUUCAAUUUCAUUGUAGCCGCCAUUCCAUUUACAUGGCGCCUUCUUCAGUGUCUCAGGCGAUUCUUUGAAGAAAAGGACAACUGGCAAGGUCUGAAUGGAUUAAAAUAUUUUGCGACAAUUGUUGCUGUUACUACCAGAACAGCUUACAGCCGCAGUCAUAGUAAUGGAUGGAAAGCAGUCGCCUGGAUUGCCUCAAUCAUCGCAGCAGUGUCCAGCACAUAUUGGGACCUUGUUCUGGACUGGGGACUACUUGAUCGAAAAUCCAAGAACCGCUGGUUGAGAGACAAACUAGUAAUUCCACACAAAAGUGUCUACUUUAUAGCAAUGGUAUUGAACGUUUUAUUAAGACUAGCUUGGCUACAGACAGUAUUGGAUUUCAAAGUUUCUUUCCUGCAUAGACAAACAUUGAUCACCAUUGUGGCUAGUCUAGAAAUCAUUCGUCGUGGCAUUUGGAACUUCUUCAGGUUGGAGAAUGAACAUUUGAACAAUGUGGGAAAGUACCGUGCCUUCAAGUCUGUGCCCUUGCCAUUCAACUACGAUGAAAAUGAAGAUGCUGAUGAUGAGUAAUUGAUAUCAUAGGAAGAGUUGAUAGAUUACAGCCUGGUUUAUAUAGGAGAUUUAGAAAUCUACAUAUUUAUAUUAAUUUUUGUUAGGAAAUUUAAAUUAUAGCCAAAUCUUGAUCAGUUGUAAAAUGUAGCUGUUUCUGUCUAUGAAUUCAAAUUUGCUUCUUCGCAAAGAAAAUUCGAGUGUG
This is a messenger RNA of Daucus carota subsp. sativus, 2720 nucleotides long. RefSeq names its product phosphate transporter PHO1 homolog 3. Bases 152 to 2536 code for a protein of 794 amino acids. The record is from RefSeq and is a predicted model, not a curated record. NCBI's taxonomy places the organism in Eukaryota, Viridiplantae, Streptophyta, Magnoliopsida, Apiales, Apiaceae. Gene Ontology annotation, biological process: cellular response to phosphate starvation; phosphate ion transport. Gene Ontology annotation, cellular component: Golgi apparatus; cytoplasm; plasma membrane. The transcript is spliced from 11 exons. Gene Ontology annotation, molecular function: inositol hexakisphosphate binding.